CUCGUACUUCCUUUAAUUUGAGUUUACCCCACACGUAGUCGCCAUGUCGCCAACUGUAGGAGGGUACAAGCGGGAAUCCAACACGGCCAGAGUGUUGGGCGCAGGAUGUGCGGGUAUUGCAGAGCUUAUGGUCUUCCACCCGGUUGACACGACGGCAAAGCGAUUGAUGAGCAACACUGGCAAGAUUCAAUCCGUAUCGCACUUGAACCAGGUCGUCUUCAGGAACAGCGCAAACGCCUCGGUCUCUGGUCGAUUCUUCUCUCUCUUCCCCGGUCUCGGAUACGCAGCGGCCUACAAAGUGCUCCAACGUAUAUACAAGUAUGGUGGCCAGCCAUUCGUACGUGACUACCUCACGCAGCACCACAUUGAUAGCUUCGACCGAACGUUUGGCAAGGGUCACGGCAAGACGAUUAUGAACGCGACAGCAGGUUCCAUCAUCGGAAUCGGUGAGAUCGUUCUUCUUCCCUUGGACGUCCUAAAGAUCAAGCGCCAGACCAACCCAGAGGCGUUCAGAGGACGAGGAUUGUUCAGAAUCAUUGCGGAUGAAGGGUUUGGGCUGUACCGUGGCUGGGGCUGGACAGCGGCACGUAACGCGCCAGGUUCAUUUGCACUGUUCGGUGGUUCCGCCGCCGCGAAGGAAUACCUCUACAAGCUCUCCGACUACAACUCCGCCACAUGGGGCCAAAACUUCGUCGCCUCGAUCGCCGGUGCCAGCGCAUCCCUCCUCGUCUCUGCCCCUCUCGAUGUCAUCAAGACGCGCAUCCAGAACAGGAAUUUCGAGAACCCCGAGGGCGGCUUCAAGAUCAUCUCCAACAUGAUGAAGAACGAGGGCCCUACUUCUUUCUUCAAGGGACUGACACCCAAGCUUCUCAUGACUGGACCGAAGCUUGUCUUCUCCUUCUGGCUGGCUCAGACCCUUAUCCCGGCGUUCGGCAAGAUUAUGUAAAUACCCAUGUGUGGUUGCGAUGGCUUAUGUAUUUUAUGAUGUUUGGGGUUACGAGUGCUAUGGAAACGAUAGCCGGGUUAUCGGUAGAGGAAACAAUUCAAAAAUCUCCAUUCUGUCAACACGGAAGCAUUCGUGCUGUCAUCUGCA
This is a messenger RNA of Dothidotthia symphoricarpi CBS 119687, 1093 nucleotides long. Its product is annotated as mitochondrial carrier. The record is from RefSeq and is a predicted model, not a curated record. The coding region runs from base 44 to 946 and encodes 300 amino acids. Gene Ontology annotation, cellular component: mitochondrion. Gene Ontology annotation, molecular function: guanine nucleotide transmembrane transporter activity. Lineage: Eukaryota; Fungi; Ascomycota; Dothideomycetes; Pleosporales; Dothidotthiaceae. The transcript is spliced from 5 exons.